GCACGUGAGCGAAGAAGAUUUACAAUUACAGGUUACAGAUUUCUGAUCGAGAGGAGAAGCAACGGGAGAGAAGAAGAAGAUGGAGGGAAGAGCAAUGAAAGAAGCGGCGGCUGGAGAAAUUGCGGCGAGGCUUUCCUCUCUCGACGAUCUCUACUUCCCGCGCGCCGUCCAAUCAACCGCUGCAUCUUCCGACCAACGCAAAUCCAUCCUCCUAGACCUCCUCCGUCGUGAUCCCGCCGUUUUCCUUGAGCGUUAUGGAUCGCAGUUAAGUGUAGAUGAAUUGCUUGAGUUUGAUGCUUUGAAACAUGACUACGAGGUUGAUUGGCACUUGAAAAGCCUGCGGAAGAAGAUAAGUCCAACAUCAGAAGAGCUGAAAUCGAGGUCUGUAGCUGUGAGGAAUAGGAGACUGGCGUACUUGAACGAGCUUGUAUCAAAAGGACAGUAUUUCUCUGAGGAUGCUAUGAGAGAUAGAGAGCCGUAUCUACACCACGAGUAUGUCGGGAAAUUUCAGGAUUUGACGGGUAGGAACAUGGCUAGGCCUGGAGAACGUUGGUCAGAGACAUUGAUGAGACAGGCAGAGGAGGCUAAGUUGGUUUCUCGGAUUAGAGAGGAGCAGCAAAGGUUAGGUGUUGCGGAGAGUGAUUGGGUUGGCAAUGAGAAGAUGGAGGAAUCAGAACAUGAUGACGAAGAAGAAGAAGAGGAAGAAGUGGAAUCAGAACAUGACGAAGAUGCGAAAAUGCAAGCUAGCUCAAGUAUUGUAGAGGCUACUAGAUUCACAGAUAGCAACGGAUCAUCAAAUAAUAGAGAACAGAACGAUAGGGCAACAUUUUUACCGCCAGAGGAGAUGCAAGAUCUGAUGGAUCAGUUCAUAUCAAUCAUGCACCAGAAGUUCUUGUCGGGAGAAGAUCAUCAGCAUUUGGAUUACACAAAGAUAGACAAUGACGAGACUCUUGAUGAUCAUUGGCUUCGAGAGGUUGGCCUUGACGCUGAAGAAAAGUACUUUGGUGAAGACUAAUGGACACACUCAGAUACCUUUCCUGGUCUUUGUAAGAUAUGAUCUCUCCUCGCACUCUCUCUCUCUCUUUUUAUCUGCAACAAUGUUGAUGGAUACGGAAAUUGCUCAUAUAGGAGAUAGCUAUACCAAAAGAUAAGCUUAUGAUAAAGAGAGUGAUUUCAUAUUUCGUAGGAAAUGUCAUUACAAGCCCAAACACCACCACGAUCUCAUGUUAGGAUUUUGGAGUUGCCUUUGGUUGAGAGAUGAUCUUGAAAUCUCCAUGUGCUAGUAGGAUUGGUUAGUUUAAUCAAAUGAUUAUAGUGUUAGUGGUUUUUGUUCAUUUGGUCGAAAAGUCUGGAUUCAGUUUCUAUUUAGUUGUGUAUAUAUAUAAUCAUUGUGAAUUUACAUGAUUUCGGAGGGUAU
This is a messenger RNA of Eutrema salsugineum, 1417 nucleotides long. RefSeq names its product coiled-coil domain-containing protein 97. The record is from RefSeq and is a predicted model, not a curated record. The coding region runs from base 80 to 1015 and encodes 311 amino acids. NCBI's taxonomy places the organism in Eukaryota, Viridiplantae, Streptophyta, Magnoliopsida, Brassicales, Brassicaceae. The transcript has 3 exons.